This is a messenger RNA of Diabrotica virgifera virgifera (western corn rootworm), 1608 nucleotides long. Its product is annotated as LIM domain only protein 3. NCBI's taxonomy places the organism in Eukaryota, Metazoa, Arthropoda, Insecta, Coleoptera, Chrysomelidae. Gene Ontology annotation, cellular component: nucleus. The transcript has 9 exons. The record is from RefSeq and is a predicted model, not a curated record. Gene Ontology annotation, molecular function: transcription coactivator activity; DNA-binding transcription factor binding. Bases 552 to 1406 code for a protein of 284 amino acids. Gene Ontology annotation, biological process: positive regulation of transcription by RNA polymerase II.
UUGGGACGCUCGACGUCGGUUUGUGCGCAUCCGACGUCGACGGUCUAAAAGUUCUUCAUUGGCGAAGUGACCGACGCACUGACAAGUCUUCGGCACCAAAGAACGAACAGUCAGUUUAUCGCGAGCUUGUUCAGAGUGUAGUUGUGAUACUGUGAUUAAUAUUGAGAGGACAACGUGUUCGUUGGUCGCAGGAGAAUGUUUAAUUUCCUCUGUUAAAAUGUGAAUGGCCUUUCUCAAGGAUAGCUCCAUCCAUUUGCCGCAUUGACAAAAGUACUGGUAUAAUUGGAUUUUCAACUUGUACUAGAUUUCAUGUUUUAGAGUUUGGUGGCAUUUUGGUGGCAAGUUGGAAUCAAAUAGAAUUACAAAAAAACUGAGUAUCGAAUGAAAGGUGCGGUUACAAAGGCAACAAAAAUUGAUCAACUGUCAAGCAAUUUACAGCAACCUCAACAAGCAUCGUUUUGGCAAAAUGUUUAGCAACUACAGGACGGAUCGAGAAUGAGGUGUUCAACAUUUGUUCGACACAUUUGAAUCUGGUCAGAAUUUUGACGACUAUGCAUAGUACGGAAAAUGAUACUGAAUCUGGAGAAAACCAAGUGUCAACUACACGAUCGUCUAUAUCCCUGCCUACCGGUGUUACCCCUGUGUCCGUGUCUAGUGCUCCCAAUACGUUAUCUACGACUGGUAUCAAUGUACGCGAGUGCGCGGGGUGCGGAAAACGAAUUCACGAUAGAUUCCUUCUUAAGGCGUUGGACCUUUUUUGGCACGAAGACUGUCUCAAGUGCGGUUGCUGUGAUUGCCGUUUAGGCGAAGUAGGAUCUACUCUAUAUACCAAAGCAAAUUUAAUACUAUGUAAAAGAGACUACCUUAGAUUAUUCGGUACAACAGGAUAUUGUGCAGCGUGUAAUAAAAUUAUACCAGCAUUUGAAAUGGUCAUGAGGGCAAAAAAUAAUGUGUAUCAUUUAGAGUGCUUCGCAUGCCAGCAGUGUAAUCAUAGGUUUUGCGUGGGAGAUCGAUUUUAUUUAUGUGAAAAUAAAAUACUAUGUGAAUACGAUUACGAGGAAAGACUAGUUUUUGCAAAUAUGGCGUAUAAUCCAAGCAGUUUGGCUCAUAUCAGGCGACAAGUUAAUAACUUACAGCCACCGGCGGGAGGCAACCCAACCACACUCAAUGAUGGUAAAAGAGUGAUCAACAGCCCGUCCUGUUACAGCGAGAAGAAUUCGGACACGGUUCUGCAGCCCCACGGCCAACUGCGACAGCCCAUUAGCCUCGGUGAACUACCGACCGCACUACACCAUAUUCAGCAGACCAUCCCUCAGCAAUUCCAUACAGCAUCGCACCACCUUCGUGGCGAUGACGUUUCUAGCGGUUACGGCAGUCCAGAUUCAGACACUUUCGAGACCCAGUGACAGCAGCUGCACGGCGCCAUACGUGGGGCGCCCCUUGUGAACGGAGGACGCCCUUUGAACACCAAGGGCAAGCACCGGAGGAAAGCUAACCAUACCUAAUAUCAUUGUUUUGUUUUGUUUUUUGUAUAAAUUAAAUUGUAAAUAAAUUAUUUAAAUUUAUGUUAUUACUUCAAUGAAUGAGAAAUUAAACAUAUAUACUUGA